AUGCGCCGAGCCCAGAUCCUGACGCCCGCGGACCCACCGCCCGACGCCGCACGCAUGCGAGCGCUGGGCUGGGACGUCGAGGAGGAGCUCGGGCCGGACAUUACGGCGCCCGUCGUGCUCGAGUCGCUCGAGGAGGCCUGGCGCGAGGUGCGCGGCGGCAAAAGCGACGACGAGGACGAGGGCAAGGACGAGAUGGACCUCGGCGAGGCCGCCGUGAGCUGGCGGGGCGCGCCCAUGGUCGCGCGGCCGGCGGCGCGGCCGCGGCUCGACGAGGCCCUCGCCUUAUCAUUGCUGAAAGCCAUGUACAACGCGGCCCGCGACAGCAUGGGCGUCGGCAAGCGCCAGCUCGUGGCGGCCUUCAAGGACGAGCGGCGCCGGGCGCGGCCGGACUACGCGGCCGCGGCGGCGUCGUCGGGCGCCGAGAUCACGCUGGGCGACGACGAGGUCGACAACGACAACGCCGACCCCUACACGUUCGACCUGAACGCCUACGCCACGUGCGUCGCGGCGGUGUCGUGCGCGCGGGACGCUGCUGCUUUAGAGGUCUUUGGGCGGAAGCUCGGCGAGGAGACGCUCGCGGCCGUGUCCAACCGAGCGCCGGGCGGGCUCGCCCCGGACCUCGGGACGCUCGCGGCGCUGCGGGAUUUGCUGGACCGCCUCGUGGGCUUUGGCUACUGCGACGCGGCCGACGCGGCGCCGGGCGAGAAGGGCGUCCUGAUCAAGGUGCGCGUGCCGGCGACGCUCGCGGCCUGCUCCGCUGCGGACCUCGUGGCGUCCGGGGCCGUGCCGGACCUGCACCGGCGCGCGUGCACGGCCCUCCUCGAGCGCCGGGGCGGCCGCGUCGUCGCGUGCGCAACGACGCGGACGGGCGACUGCCUCGAGCACAGCCUGGAGCUCGCGGCCGGUGCCUAAGAUGUGUG
This is a messenger RNA of Pelagomonas calceolata, 920 nucleotides long. NCBI's taxonomy places the organism in Eukaryota, Pelagophyceae, Pelagomonadales, Pelagomonadaceae. The record is from the annotation of a GenBank genome assembly.